AUGCGGCUUGGAAUUGACUGGGGCGGAACAAAAAUCGAGAUCAUUGCGCUGUCCAACGAAGGCAGCGAACUCUUCCGGCAGAGAGUCGACACACCCAGGGACGACUACCAAGGGUGCCUGGAAGCGGUAAAACAUCUGGUAAAUGAGGCAGAGACGGCGACCAGUCAAUCCGGAACGCUCGGCCUCGGCAUUCCGGGAUCACUGUCGCCAAAGUCGGGCCUCGUCAAGAAUGCCAAUUCCACCUGGAUGAACGGCAAGCCACUCGACAAGGAUCUUGAAUACGUCAUCGGCAGACCUGUGCGUAUCCAGAACGACGCCAACUGCCUUGCCGUCUCCGAGGCGACCGAUGGUGCCGGCGCAGGUGCGCAUAUCGUUCAUGCCGUUAUCAUCGGGACCGGUUGCGGUUCGGGGAUUGCGAUCGACGCCAGAGCACAUCAGGGUGCAAAUGGCAUUGGCGGCGAAUGGGGUGCGAUUACCGUUCCCUGGCUCAAGGAAGACGAGUUUCCGGGGCCGGACAGCUGGAUCGGGCACCGGGGGGUUAUUGACCGCUGGUGUUCAGGUACGGGAUUUCAGCUCGACUACAAGGAAAAAACCGGAACCUUGCUGAAGGGGCACGAGAUCAUGGCGCUCAAACGUUCCGGUGACCCCGUGGCAACACAUGUCUAUGAGGCUUAUGUGAGCCGCCUCGCCCGGUCACUGGCAAUGUCCGCCAAUCUGCUUGAUCCAGAUGUUUUCGUUCUUGGCGGCGGCAUGUCGAACAUCGAUGAGCUCUAUGAAGAUCUGCCGCCCGCCAUGGUGCCUUACAUUUUUUCCGAUACGUUCGACACACCGAUCCGCAAAGCCGUUCACGGCGACAGUUCAGGUGUACGAGGCGCCGCCUGGCUCUGGAACUGA
Molecule: messenger RNA, 894 nt
Organism: Effrenium voratum
Lineage: Eukaryota; Dinophyceae; Suessiales; Symbiodiniaceae
Source: the annotation of a GenBank genome assembly